Messenger RNA from Diospyros lotus (date-plum), 1365 nucleotides. Its product is annotated as protein FAR1-RELATED SEQUENCE 3-like. Bases 1 to 1365 code for a protein of 454 amino acids. Gene Ontology annotation, biological process: regulation of DNA-templated transcription. The record is from RefSeq and is a predicted model, not a curated record. Gene Ontology annotation, molecular function: zinc ion binding. The transcript is spliced from 6 exons. Lineage: Eukaryota; Viridiplantae; Streptophyta; Magnoliopsida; Ericales; Ebenaceae.
AUGAGUGACAUAGAAGGAAAUCCUAUUGUGCUUGCAGAAUCAUUCGAAGAUAAUGAGGAAACUUUCGUUAAUAAUGAGGAAAUUACCAAAGAUAAUGAGUGUACUGCGUUAGAAGAAGAGAGUGAUCUUGUCCCUAUGGUGAGGAGGUUAAGACUUGGUGAAGGAGAUGCUACUGCUAUUCAAGCUUAUUUUUCGAAGAUGCAAGCCUUUUGCCUGGGUUUUUACUUUAGUGUGGAUUUGGAUGAAGAUGGCAGAUUGAAGAAUGUCUUUUGGGCUGAUAAUAGGUGCGUACAUGAGGUGGUGUAUGAAUCACAGAGUCCUGAAGAAUUCGAGCAGGCUUGGAAUAUCUUCAUUGAGAAAUAUGCACUACAUGACAAUGAUUGGUUGUCUAGACUUUACAAAGAAAGAUGUCGAUGGGUCCCAUAUUUUGUGAAAACUAGUUUUUGGGCAAGAAUGUCAACAACGCAGCGAAGUGAGGGUAUGAACGCAUUCUUUGAUGGAUAUGUACACUCAAAAACCUCAUUGAAGCAAUUUGUUGAACAAUAUGAGUGGGCAAUGAGGUGUAAAGUUGAAAAGGAGUUUCAGGCCGACGUAAGGUCUUUUUCUCAGAUGGUCCCAUGUGUAUCGAGGUUGGCCAUUGAGAAACAAUUUCAAGAAGUAUACACAAUCGCAAAAUUCAAAGAGUUUCAAGAAGAGCUAACUGGGAAGAUUUAUUGCUUGAUUGUGUUUACCGAAGAGGGACCGCUUGGUAUGAGUUGUCACAUGUUCGAGUUUAAGGGAAUAAUUUGUAGACAUGCUGGCACAGUAUUGAUCCAAAAUGGUGUCAGAUCAAUUCUUGAGAGAUAUAUCUUACAGCGAUGGAGGCGAGAUGUUAGUAGAUGCUACAUGAGGGUGAAGAUCAAUUACAAUGGUUGGAUUAAUACGCCUAGCCAAUUAAGAUACGAUCAACUAUGCAGUGCAUUUGCCAAGGUAGCAGACAAGGUAGCAGAUGCCGAAGAACAAACCCAAACAACUAUGGAGUGGAUCCAAUCUCAAUUGAAUGCAUUGAGCAUAUCCAAUGCAAAUCCAAGCUAUGGUGGUAAUAUAUAUGCUCAACAUAGUGUGCAGGAACAAGUUCAUAGUUGUGGAGAGACAGCAACAGCUUCAAGCAAGCAACUAAUGGAUCUGAUAUGCUCCCAGAGAAAGGGAGCCCCUAGGAAGCUUCGCAAGAAAGGUCCAUUGGAAACACAUACAAAGAAAGCUAAGUUAGUCUCUUGGAAUGCUGCUCACGGAGUGUCUAUGGUGCCUACCUCUCGCACGGGUCAUCCUUGUAUGCCAAUAUAUCUGCCCCAUCUACAGCCCGAUGACAACCCACCAGAAUUUUGA